CAUGUUGUCUCUGACGCUCCUGGUACUCAGGACUCGGUUCGGUUUUGUGUAGAAGAACGGGAACGGUUCGGUUCUGGGAACGAUGGAGCAGGCCGCUCCCCAGUGCAGUCCGCUUCAUUCUGAAGCUCCAGACGUGAGUGCGUCACCCAGUAAGAGAGAGAGAGACGAGCAGACGGGCGAGAGAGCGACCACGCCCGGGAAACCCCUCACAGGUCGUGCGGUGAAGUCUAUUCCGUCCUCUCCCUCCUCCGCGGCUGGUCGAGCCAAAAUGAGCGUGUGUGGACCGGCGGGUCAGAGUAAAACCCCCGUCCACCCGCCCCCCUCCUCCCCCUCCCUCUCCUCCGGCACUCCUCCUCCCAAAAUCCACCGGGCGAGGAAGACCAUGAACAGACCCGCCGCCGUGUCACAGGUGCGCACCGUUCAGGCGUCCGGGACGGCGGAGAAGCAGCGGACGAGCGGCGCUUCUGAUACGGAAACAGCCAUAAAGAAGCAGAAGUUGGAUGUGGACGUCGUUCCGUCUCCGGUGAGACGUCUGGAGGAACAAACGGAACUUAAAAGCUCAGAAGUUUCUCCAGAGCUGGUGCCGGGAUCAUCAGUACCGGUAUCAGCAGUACCGGUAUCAGCAGUACCGGUAUCAGCAGUACCGGGAUCAUCAGUACCGGUAUCAGCAGUACCGGGAUCAUCAGUACCGGGAUCAUCAGUACCGGCAUCAUCAUCACCAGGAUCAUCAUCAGUACCGGGAUCAUCAGUACCGGGAUCAUCAUCAGUACCGGGAUCAUCAUCACCAGGAUCAUCAUCAGUACCGGCAUCAUCAUCAGUACCGGUAUCAUCAUCAGUACCGGGAUCAUCAGUACCGGCAUCAUCAUCAGUACCGGAAUCAUCAUCACCAGGAUCAUCAUCAGUACCGGAAUCAUCAGUACCGGCAUCAUCAUCAGUACCGGGAUCAUCAUCAGUACCGGCAUCAUCAUCAGUACCGGUAUCAUCAUCAGUACCGGGAUCAUCAUCAGUACCAGGAUCAUCAUCACCAGGAUCAUCAUCAGUACCGGGAUCAUCAUCAGUACCGGGAUCAUCAUCAGUACCGGGAUCAUCAUCAGUACCGGGAUCAUCAUCACCAGGAUCAUCAUCAGUACCGGGAUCAUCAUCAGUACCGGCAUCAUCAUCAGUACCGGCAUCAUCAGCAGUACCGGCAUCAUCAGCAGUACCGGCAUCAUCAUCAGUACCGGGAUCAUCAUCACCAGGAUCAUCAUCAGUACCGGCAUCAUCAUCAGUACCGGGAUCAUCAUCAGUACCGGCAUCAUCAUCAGUACCGGGAUCAUCAUCAGUACCGGCAUCAUCAUCAGUACCGGCAUCAUCAUCAUCAGUACCGGGAUCAUCAUCACCAGGAUCAUCAGCGGCACCGGCUUCAUCAGCACCGGCACCGGAGACUUCAGCGGUGGCGGCGGCUCAACCGGAGGAAACGAAGAACGCCGAGAGCGUGGAGAAGGUGGAGCCUGUAGUCACGGCGACCAAAGAGCUGAGCUGUGGUUGGCUGGAGGAGCUGGACGAUGAGGCGGACGAGGAGGACGUUCACCUGCUGUACAACAGCUACGCUGGAGACGAUGUCAUCUACUCCGAUAGUAAGUCCGAUGACGGGAUGGAAGGACCGCCAGAGAUCCAGACAGAAAACCACACAGACGGACCCUCGGAUCAGGGUUCCCCUUCAGAUCUAGCCAAAGGACCCAGGAAAAAGGGGGAGCAGGAAUCAUCAUGGAGACCGCAACGAAAAGAGAGGAAGAGGGGCGCGGCGCCAGCUACAGACACAGGCCGAGGCGCUCCAGCAGGAGGUUCCUCCGACUACACUCCUUUAGGUUCCCUGGACGUGUCCACUGCAGACAGCCUGGCCCUCUCCCCGCCUACAGAUGAGCGUGAGAUGGAGAGGAUGGAGGAGCUACCACUGUGUAGCUGUAGGAUGGAGGCUCCACGUGUUCAUAAACUCACAGCCAACACUCAACAAACCUGCAUGGCCAUAGAGAGCGUCAACGGACAGCUGGCGGGCUGUACCAACACCGUCCUGAAGGGGGAGACCAUGCGACCAUCCAGUCGAGUGUCCCUGAUGGUCCUGUGUGAGACACACCGCUCACACAUGGUGAAACACCACUGCUGCCCGGGGUGUGGAUACUUCUGUCUGUCUGGAACGUUCCUGGAAUGCUGUCCUGACAUCCGUAUCGCUCAUCGUUUCCACCGCGGCUGUGUGACCGUACUGGGAGGUGGGCGGAGCCGGGGCGGUUCUGUGGGCGUCGGCCUGCUCUUCUGUCCUCACUGCGGCGAAGACGCCUCAGAGGCACACGAGGUCACCAUCCCUCUGGCACCGGCAACCACGGGGACUGUCGUCACGGCGACCGCUUCCUCCACUACCCUGCUCCUCCCAUCGACGUUGGUGACGAAAAAUGCCGCGCCCCGUAACGAUAAGAGGACCGGAGAGCCAAUCAGUGCCAGGAUGCAUUGGCGUGGCGAUGCCAGGAAAGGGGCGGAGUCAGAGUCUCAGCCUCCCAGCGCCAGCACUCCCGUGGGUGGGGGCGGAGUCGAGGACUCGGUCGCCCUGGGUGACGGAGGCGCGGACAGCGUUGGCCCCUCCCUCGUCCUGCCCAACGGGAAGCCAGUCUGUCCGGGCGCGCUUCCUCCCGGUGAGAGCAGGGUGGCGCUGCAGAGAGCCAUUCUGAACCAGGACGCUGAGAGGAAGAAGAAGUUACGCUUCCACCCCCGCCAGCUCUACCUGUCAGCCAAGCAGGGAGAAGUCCAGCGAGUUCUGCUCAUGCUCAUGGAGGGGAUGGACCCCGGGUUCCAGGCCGACUCUCAGAACCGGCGCUCGGCUCUCCACGCAGCCGCUCAGCGGGGUCAGAUGGAGGUCGUUUACCUUCUCCUGCAGGCUGGUGCUAAAGUCGAUGUCCAGGAUAAAGGGCAGCGGACGCCACUGCUGGAGGCCAUCAUCAACAACCAGGUGGAGGUGACCAAGUACAUGAUACAAAGAGGAGCCAGUGUGUAUCAUGUAGAGGAGGACGGCUCUACUGGGCUCCAUCAUGCUGCUAAACUGGGGAACCUGGAGAUCGUCACACUGCUGCUCAACACUGGACAGGUGGACAUCAACGCUCAGGAUAACGGUGGUUGGACUCCGAUCAUCUGGGCUGCUGAACACAGACACACUGAUAUAAUCAGAGCUCUGCUCAACCGGGGCGCCGACGUUACACUUAAAGACAAGGAGAUGAACGUGUGUGCACACUGGGCCUCGUUCGCUGGUAGUUCUGAGAUAGCUGAAAUGGUGCUGAAUGCUGGAUGUCCUCUGUCCUCCAUGAACCUGAUCGGAGACACACCGCUGCACAUCGCUGCCCGCGAGGGACACGUCCACUGUGUCACGCUGUUCCUCUCCAGAGGGGCGGACAUCGAGGCGGUGAAUAAUGAAGGGGACACGCCCCUCUCUCUGGCACGACCUGAUUCGCCGGUUUGGGUGUUGCUCCAGAUAAACAGGAAGUUGAGGAGGGGAAUAGCCAAUCGGAUGGUCCGCACCGAGAGGAUCAUCUGCAGCGACGUCGCCCAGGGUUACGAGAACGUUCCCAUCCCGUGUGUGAACGCCGUGGACGACGAAGGCUGCCCGUCCGACUACAAGUACAUCGCAGAGAACUGCGAGACCUCCACCAUGAACAUCGACCGCAACAUCACGCACCUGCAGCACUGUAGUUGUACUGACGACUGCUCCUCCAGUAACUGCUUAUGUGGACAACUCAGCAUCCGCUGCUGGUACGACAAGGACCAGCGCCUCCUGCAGGAGUUUAAUAAGAUUGAACCUCCUCUGAUAUUCGAGUGUAACCUCGCCUGCUCCUGCCACAAAUCCUGCAAGAACCGGGUGGUACAGGCUGGCAUCAAAGUACGUUUACAGCUGUAUCGUACAGAGAAGAUGGGGUGGGGAGUUCGAGCUCUGCAGGACAUUCCACAGGGAAGCUUCAUCUGCGAGUAUGUCGGAGAGCUGAUCUCUGAUGCUGAGGCGGAUGUGAGAGAAGAUGAUUCAUAUCUGUUUGAUCUGGAUAAUAAGGACGGUGAGGUGUACUGCAUCGAUGCUCGUUACUACGGUAACAUCAGUCGUUUCAUUAAUCACCUGUGCGACCCUAACAUCAUUCCAGUACGUGUGUUUAUGCUGCACCAGGACCUGAGGUUCCCUCGUAUAGCGUUCUUCAGCUCCAGAGAUAUUUAUACGGGACAGGAACUCGGGUUCGAUUACGGCGAUCGUUUCUGGGACAUUAAGAGUAAGUACUUCACGUGUCAGUGCGGAUCAGAGAAAUGUAAACACUCGGCCGAGGCCAUCGCGCUGGAGCAGAGCAGGAUGGCACGACUGGAGUCCUGCGCCGAGUCCAGCGGCGACGCCGCACUCGCCAGCCCGGGGAACUCCUAGGAACUCCUCCAGAGAGCAUCAUGGGAAAUAUCAGUCUGCUUCAUUUGUUUUUCUUAAUUUUUACAGAUUAGUUUGUAAUCAUCCUGUGUUUGUUUAUUUUCUAUCAGAUAUAAAAGAUCUGAUCUUAAUAAAACGGUGUAACGUUC
This is a messenger RNA of Trichomycterus rosablanca, 4566 nucleotides long. It is a transcript of the gene ehmt2, whose product is annotated as euchromatic histone-lysine N-methyltransferase 2. Gene Ontology annotation, molecular function: zinc ion binding; p53 binding; histone H3K9 methyltransferase activity. The record is from RefSeq and is a predicted model, not a curated record. NCBI's taxonomy places the organism in Eukaryota, Metazoa, Chordata, Actinopteri, Siluriformes, Trichomycteridae. The transcript is spliced from 28 exons. Bases 83 to 4420 code for a protein of 1445 amino acids. Gene Ontology annotation, biological process: peptidyl-lysine dimethylation; negative regulation of transcription by RNA polymerase II. Gene Ontology annotation, cellular component: chromatin; nucleus.